Messenger RNA from Schistosoma margrebowiei, 6312 nucleotides. The record is from the annotation of a GenBank genome assembly. NCBI's taxonomy places the organism in Eukaryota, Metazoa, Platyhelminthes, Trematoda, Strigeidida, Schistosomatidae.
AACUUCAGACUGGGUUUUGUUUAAAUCUGCUGAUGAAGUUCAGAUAAACAACCAGAGGGUUGUCCCUCGUAAGAUUUUACAUGGCAGAUUCCGAUGAAGAAUCCGAUCGCCGUCGUAGCCGUGAUAAAUUUCGCCGUGAACGUAGUGAUCACGAUGGACGUCGUCGUCCUGGUGAUAAACGAGAGCCAUUCGACGACCGAUCAGGUACUGUAGGUGUUGCACCGGCUCGUGAAGAUCAUCGUGUGUCUGGUGAAGGUCGGAAUGACCGUGGACGAUCACCUGCAGAACCUCCUUACAAAAGACCUCGUAAAGAUAACAAUGAUGAUUAUAAACCAAGUUCAUACCAGCGAAAGGAUACCAAAAGUUCAGGUGUUUCGGAAUACGAUGGCAUGUAUAGGCCUCCAGUAAUACCAUUUAAGCGGUUUCUUGAUCCUUUGGACGACUUGAUAACUGAAGAAGAGGCGUGUAGUAAAUACAAAGAAUACAAAGAAGGAUAUAUGAAGCGUCAUACCGAAGAGUUCUUUGAUGCACACAAAAAUGAGGAAUGGCUUCGUCUUCGUUAUCAUCCCGAUUACAUGAAUGAAAGAAAAGCCGCUCUUAGCGCAGCAGCCAAGCAUCGUCUAGAUGUUUUCAUGGAGCUUUUACAUAAAGGCUUUCUCGAAAAUCAGUCUGUUCAGAUGGACAAUAGUGAGAAUCUCAUAAAACUCAUGGAUGCUGUUGUUAUCAAACUUGAAGGUGGUUCUGAUGAAGACCUAAAGGUACUUGAAGAAUCUGAUCGUAAUAGAUAUUCAGACGAAGACGUAGUACAUCAGUCUCAGUCUUCUGGACCUAUUUGUUGUGAAAAUAAAAGUGAAGGAGAGGCUGAAUCUGAUGACGAUUUCGAACAUGAGAAGCCUAACACAGAACUUCCUAGAAAAGUGAUGCCAGAAUCUCUUCACACUCAAGGUUCUACUGUGGAAUGUCGAACAACUAACCGACGUGCACGAACCGAGUCAAACAAGUCUGGUAGCUCAGCUGCUUCACAAAGUAGUCGGAGUAGCGAUAGUGACAGUGGUUCUUCAAGCGAUGACGAAGCUGAUGAAAGCGCCAAACCUAAAGCUGAAGUUGAGCAGAAGUGUGAUGAACUUGGUAAUAUUCAUGACGUUGCAAGGUCUGAAGUUGACGAAGAUGAUGACGAUGUACCCACUCCUACAACUGCCGAGUCCCCAAGAGGAUGUAAAAAUGAAGACUCUUCUGUUUCUAUGAUCAUCGGCUCGGUAAAUGAUACACCUGUCAAACAUCCUAUUUUUGGAGAUCCUCCCAACGCUCCUCAGUCCAAGUGUGCAAAUCCACCAAGACUGCUACACAAAACUGCAUCUAUAUUCUUCCGAGCGUUACCUCCAACUAUAAUGGAAAGCGAACUCAAAGAGCUUUGCGCUUCUCAACCUGGAUUCAUAAGAUUGGCUCUUUGGGAACCUGUUCCUGAACGUCGAUUUAUGCGACAUGCAUGGGCCACAUAUGAUCCUUCUGUUAACAUCAAAAAGAUAUGUUGGGCGUUAAAUACCAGUAGUUUAUUACGCGAAAAACUUGAACUUCCAAACGGAGAAUUAGGUGCUACAGUUAAUCGUGAUUUAGCUCAGAGAGUUCGUCCUCUUACUCCUCUCACACGUCAUAAACCAGUUAUGCGACAAGAUUUACUCUUGGCUGCGCAACUUGUCGCACGUUUAGAUGCUAAACAUAAUCUAUGGAGUCAUUUGGAAAUUCCUGAUAGUACAAAUGAUUUGAAUACAAUUGGUAAGCUCAAAAUCAAUGGUGAUUCGGAAUUCAAGAAUAUUUAUGAUUAUACAGCUCUGGAAAUGGCUAUUAAGAGUAAAAAUCCAUUACUUAAAAAUCUGACAGACUAUCUCGUUGAUGAAGGUGGAAGUGAAGAAGAAGCACUUAUAGCGGAAACUCAAGCAGAGGGUGAAGGAUGUGACAAUAGUAGUAAUAAUGUAGUUGGACGUGUUCACACUGUAACAUUGGAAUCCGAUCCUAAUUUGGCUCGUACUUUAGAUCUGUUAAUACUCUAUUUACGUAUUGUCCAUUCUAUGGAUUACUAUGCAGGAGCUAUUUAUCCCAUGGAGGAUCUCAUGCCUCAUCGAUGUGGAAUUCUUCAUGCAAGAGGUGACAGAGGAAUAAAUACUGUUCCUGGUGGUCGUUCUAGUGGUCUGGCUUUCACUCAAAGAGAAAUUAAUGAUCACCUUCAGAAUUUCGCUUUAAAAUUGCGUACUCUUAUCGAGGUACCAAAAGAUUUAACUGAAGAAGAAAUGAAAAAGUUAGGUAUGCGAGAUCCUGAAAAAGCUGCAGAAGAAUUCGUCGAAGCUAAUAUUCAAAAAAGAACUGGCAAGAAAAAACCAUUUAAAGUUGUAUGGGUAUGUCCAUUAUCCGACAAGAAAUUCCGUGAACCAAUUUUUGUUCGUAAACAUAUUUUCAAUAAACACAUGGACAAGGUAGAAGCAGCUAAAAAAGACAAUGCAAUAUUUUAUAAUAACUAUUUGAAAGAUCCUAGACGUCCAUCAUUACCGGAAGCUCCUUAUCAUUUGUUAAAUCAAUAUUAUCCAUCUUUAAGUUCGAAUUCAAAUAGUAAUAAUCAUACAUACAGAGGUAGAGGUUCUGGACGUGGUAAUACGGGUGGAAGUUAUCGUGGAUAUAGGAAUAAUUCACUUCUUUCAACAGCACCAAGUUACGUACGGGGUACUGGAACUUUUCAGGUAUACUGUAUACAUACAACUUAUUUUCGUUUCGAUAUUGUUGAUAUAUUCUGUCAAUUUGAACAUUUUUGUUGGUUUACUAUUCAUUUCUGUGGAUUCAGAGAUAAACAGGUGUCUUAUGAGCUACUUGAGAAAAUUUAUAACAUGUAAUGUAAUAAAUUAAGCUUCUACUAUACUGUCCGUCUACCAACUGUUAACGCAAGUUUGCCGUCCAGCAAUCCUUCAAGUAUUGCUCUACGGUUGAAAAACACUCUAUAGAAGACAUGCUUAGACACCGGAAUUAUGUGAUCAUAGGUUUUCCCGAAUUACUGGUUGUUUAUUAUAGUAAGGUACUACUAGAGAAAAACGGAAAAUCGGUAGAUGAAGCUAUAUGUAAACCUUCCUGAUGGAUUAAGAGCCAAUAGAAUAGUAAUAAUUAAUGGUUGAAGAUGUUAGACUCCACAGCACAAAUCUGGUCGUAUUCGCACAAUUGUAUACACUAUGUUCCUUUUAGUCUUGGGUUGAGUUUCAUUAUUUAUUUACCAUCCUUCGGUCACAUUUAUUUCAUUUGUAUUCUCUUAUUCUUUGUUUAUAUUUUUUUACCGAUUUUGGUGUAUACUUUCCUGUCCGUUCAUACUCAUCAUGUUAAUUUCGCUCCUCUCAAUUCACUGAUAUUUGAAACUUUGAAUAGACACUGAUUCUUACCAAAGCUUACGUUAAUAAUGAUUUCUAACUAUACUACUACUGGGUGCUUUUUUGUGCCAUUUAAACUUAACAUAAUUGAAUUUCUCGAUUGUAUAUCUUCAAUUUCAAUAUUGUUUUAAUGGUGAUAUAAUGAACUAAAAAAUCGACUGUUAUCUAUUCAUUUUGACUGAUUUAGUGUUUAAGGAAAGUUGUACAUCUCGAACUAAAUGACUCAUGUCAGUACCAGCGUUGUAAUAGCUUUUCAAGUUUAUACCAUCAUUAAUAACUAUGAAUUAUUUCAUUACUAUUCAAACCCAAAUACUAAUAAUGAUAUAAACAUCAUGCUUAUUGAACAAAUUUGUGGCUAUCUACACCUAGUAGUAGCUCAGUUAACAACGUCUUGUAAUUUAAUAGUGAACGGCAUUGGGUCAGAGUAUCAAUCUGUGAACAUCAGCACUAGGAUGCAGGUAUAUCCACCCAAUGAGUUCCAAAUAAGGCAAAAAACCCUUAUGUGAGUUACAGGUCAUUUAUUAAUUAAGGUUUUUGAACUGCUUCGUAAAUUCCAUUACUCAACUAUUUCUCCCUUUGUCCAGGACUAUUAUGAUGUGGCAGCUCAACAACAACAACACCAAGCUAUGGCGGCUGUAGCCGCAGCUGCUGCUGCCGCUUUAUAUCCAAACGCUGCGACAGCAGCUGAUUUGUAUGCAUUGGCUGCACAGGCAGGUGCACCUCGCACAGGUCUUGGAAUGUCUAGGUCGCGUGGUCAACGUGGUUCUUCACCAUCUCAUGAUUUCAAUCAUCGACCAUAUAGUAGCAGUAGUACAUUGGAUAGUCGCCGGAGACAGCCUACAAACUAUUCGACAAAUAGGUAAGCUACAGUUAUGACUUAUGUUUGUAUGUAUUAAACCCUUGAUACACUUAUCAGGCGGUAGGUGAUGCGAGGUUGGUAGGACACUAAACAGUAGAUUCCGAUAAAAUCUUGUUAAUAUUUGAUUGUAUAUCAUGAGUUUUGUGUAUGAAUCUCUCUAUCUUUGUAUUUUCUGCCGGAUUUAUCACGUUUCCCAAAUUUUUUUGCAGAUUGUGCUAUUCCUAAUUGAUCUGUAAUUCUGAACAAAUCAAUCAUAGUAGAACUUGUUCAAUAAAUCUUGUCUAAGCAGUUGUAAAAGUGAACAUUGUUUUUAAUGGGAUCUUUCCUCAUUCUGUACUCUGUCUAAUCAGAUUGAAGGUUUCGCGAAUUAUCUCAAACUGGUAGAAGGCUUUCAUUGAGGACAAAAUCUCAAUUUAAAAGGCAGUCAGUCCUGUUACCGUGUAGCUCUUCUCUAGUAUACAGCCCACGCCAUGUUGUCCGGGAUCUGACCUUAGGAUCUCAUUAGUCUUGACUAUAGAUAUCCUCGAAGCAUCGGUCGUGCAUUUUAGGACAAUUGAAUGAAUAAUCCCGGGUUUAGGGAUAGAAUGUUAGGUAAAUAUGGCAAAUCAGUUGGUAAUGUUGUAGUGACUAUUCAUCAACUUACGUGGUUAGGGUAUGUGCUCGACCGCGUACAUCGACGGGUGAUGUUGCCUAGGUGAGUAGAUUGGAAGAAAGCUAUGGGCGGCCAAAGUAAGACAUGGGACCAGUCCUUAAAUUGAUAGAUAGUUGUACUGAGCCGUGUAAAUUAGUGUAAACUACAUGGUUAGGGGCCGCGUGAUUGUCGUAACUAAUAGUUGGAGACCUUAUGCGGCAUGUCUCAAAAUCGUUCUCAAUGGCACCGGUGCAUAUGCUCUUUUACUUCUCUUAUAAAUUGAGUCCCGAAAUCUCCGUACACCUUUUUUCUUUUCCUAUACCUAGUCUUUACUACUACUGUUGACACUGUUUCUACUUGUACUACUCUGGGAAUUUGUCUCGACAAUUUUGUGUCUCUGUGUUAAUGUGAUACAGGAAAUGGGACCAACGCACACAUAUUUCAGUUUUUGUGUUGCUCAUAACUGACCAACUGUUUAGUAAUCAGCUUCAAAUGCUAACAUCUCGAAAUCUCAAAUUAAAUUCGCUCUGUCCGUCCAGUACGCCAACUAAGAUUUAUAGGAAUAAUUACAUAAAAUAUCAGCCUUGUUGUGGCUAUCGAUUUGAUUUCGUGCGAUGGUUGUAUUCAAUAUUUAUUCAGCUACUAAUCAAUCAUAAUUCCCUUAAAUGUUUAUACGGUUUGUCUAAUACACGUGUGUAGCAGUACACCUACAUGAUCGGUAGUGAUCGUUCUCAAGUUCCUAUCCUGUGAGCAUUCAGUUUCUUAACCAGGUCACCUUCAUUAAUUUUUUGGAUCAUUUUGCUUUCAAAAUACAACAUUAUCGUGCAUAGACAAUUAAGUAUAUAACAAUGACCAGUUAACUAAAGGAAAGACAUCGUUCAUUCAACAGACUUCCAGUGAAAGUAGAACUAGGACAUUAUCAUAAAUGGAGUAUAAUUGUAAUUGGAAUAAGAAUAGUGUUCCACAAGUUUUUUUAAAAUAAAUUUUCGUUAACUUCACUUCUUGUAUUUAUUGACGAGACUAUACUUAGCCUUUUCUUAACUUUUAGACGUCCAGUUGGUGGUGUUGGUGGCGGUACUACAACCGGUGAACGAACAAUGAUAUCAUAUAAUGAUUUAGAUGAUCCUGGAAAUGAUGUGCUUUAAAUUGAAUUAACUAAUUAAUCUAAUCAUCUUCAUCGACUGUUACAACAAAUGCUUUAUUUUCUAUGUUCUUGUUUUCUGUUUGUUUCUAAAGUUUAUCACGUUGAUACAUUUAAAUGAAUAUCAUGUAUAUCUGAACAUUGUGCAUUUUCAUAUUCUUUUUUCCUUAUAUUAAUUACAAUAAGAAAAGUUCUAUUAAAUUGUAUCACACUUUUCAAUUUACAUACUUAUAUAUGAUGUUACUGUGUGAGAAACUAUAAUAAUCGAGUCGAUGAUAGU